Mycotypha africana is the source of this 963-nucleotide messenger RNA. Its product is annotated as WD40-repeat-containing domain protein. Gene Ontology annotation, molecular function: ubiquitin binding. Bases 1 to 963 code for a protein of 320 amino acids. The transcript is spliced from 3 exons. NCBI's taxonomy places the organism in Eukaryota, Fungi, Mucoromycota, Mucoromycetes, Mucorales, Mycotyphaceae. The record is from RefSeq and is a predicted model, not a curated record.
AUGUCAACAGCGGUGAAGGCUCAUAAUUUAAUCAGCCACCACCUUUCAAUAACGCCAUAUGAUGUAAAGUGGAUUCCUUCAUCAUCAAGAGUUUGUGUUGUAGGAGCAAGUGAAGUUGGUACAGGCAAGAUAUCUAUUUACGGAUUAGAAGGAAAACGAUUAGAGUUGAAGCGAGAAACAGAAACAAAUACAGUAUUACGCUGUUGCACUAUUACAGGUCAUAGUCGACAAAUCGCAACAGGCGAUUUUGAUGGACAAUUACAAAUCUGGGAUUCACAACGUCUUGAUAUACCACUCAUUUCUUUUAAAGCACAUCAGAGCAUUAUCAACUCUAUUGACAGUUUUGAUCGAUUUAAAGACCCACAAGAAUUGGUCACUGGAAGUCGUGAUGGCACAGUUAAAGUAUGGGACAUGCGGCAAACGGAAAAGCCAGUAUUGACUAUCAGAUCGACGAAAAAAGCCAAUGUGGAUAUUUGGGCAGUUGCUUAUGGAAGAAUACAAACAGAAAAAGUGAUAGCCGUUGGAUUUGAAGAUGGUUCUCUCAAGUUGUUCCAUGUGGGUACCUCAGAGUACAUCUGGGGAACAAAAAUGAAGGAUGGCAUAUGUUCGAUAGACUUUGUUCAGGAUUCUUUGCUCGUCAGUACUUUGUCAGGAGCAUAUACAGUUGAACUCAAAUCGCCAUCAGGAAAGACAACAGAGAUUAAAACAAAGUUUGAAAAGGAAACCACAUUGUGGUCCAUCCGUCAUAUGCCACAAAAUCCAGACUAUUUUACAAUAGCCAGUGGCGAUGGCAAACUGAGCACGUUCAAUCUCAACAAAACACACACAAUCGAUGACAUCCAGGAACUUAGUCUAUCAAAACAUCCAAUUAUUUCACUAGAUUAUAAUCGAGACAAAAAGGGUCUUUAUGCAUGUACUUCAUUUGAUCAAACAUUACGGAUUGGUAUUGUGCAAAGUGAUUGA